AUGCUGGCAAGAUGGGCAAGUGUUGUCAUCUCUGUACUUCCAGGAACUUCCAGUCCAGGUGACUUCCGAAGUCACCGAUGGUACCAGAAGUGGCAUGAUAAACAAGCCAAGAAAACCCAGUUGAGCACAUCCCUCAAGGCCAUUCCCUUGGGAGGUGCCUCUCAUGCAAAGGGAAUUGUGCUGGUAAAAGUAGGGGUUGAAGCCAAAAAACCAAAUUCUGCUAUCCGGAAGUGCGAGGGGGCGCAGCUCAUCAAGAACGGCAAGAAGAUCACAGCGAUCGUGCCCAGUGAUGGCGGUUUGAACCUCAAUGAGGAAAAUGACGUUCUAGUUGCUGGAUUUGGUUGA
Molecule: messenger RNA, 345 nt
Organism: Acomys russatus (golden spiny mouse)
Lineage: Eukaryota; Metazoa; Chordata; Mammalia; Rodentia; Muridae
Product: 40S ribosomal protein S23-like
Exons: 1
Coding region: 1-345 (114 amino acids)
Biological process (GO): translation
Cellular component (GO): ribosome; cytosolic small ribosomal subunit
Molecular function (GO): structural constituent of ribosome
Source: RefSeq, a predicted model, not a curated record